Molecule: messenger RNA, 1783 nt
Organism: Liolophura sinensis
Lineage: Eukaryota; Metazoa; Mollusca; Polyplacophora; Chitonida; Chitonidae
Exons: 11
Coding region: 188-1597 (469 amino acids)
Biological process (GO): cell-cell adhesion
Cellular component (GO): plasma membrane; cell-cell junction
Molecular function (GO): cell adhesion molecule binding; ATP binding
Source: RefSeq, a predicted model, not a curated record
ACCUCAGCCAAAACACUGGGUUCAGAAUCGCUACCGAAAAGUUUGUUACCUGUGAACUAUUGCACAAAACUAGUAGGAUGAUUGUGCGUGAGAGAUGACGGACAGAGAGAGGUGUCCGAGAGGGGACUUAUUGUGAGAUAUUUACCUGCAGAUCCUUAGUCCCGGAACACGGGGGAAGUGGACAGUCAUGUUGAUUGGUCCUGCAGCCAUGCUGUUCACGGUUCUGAUGAUCAGCGCAGUUCACACGGCCUUAGCUCUCUUGCCCGGAACCCGGCCCGUCAUUCGAAUUACCCAGCCCACGGAGAGAAGCAUCAUGGUCAGGGCGAACGACGACGCCGACUUACACUGUCAGCUGGUCAAUUUCCCGCCAGGAUCCACGAUAAAAUGGUAUUUCUCCCCAUCGAACUCGUCCCGGGACAAACAUGAGAUCGCCACGAGCACUGUCUCCCACAACGAACAGAAAUACGACAUCGAGGCGAUCGACACGACACCGUCCACGUGGAUACUACAAGUGCGCCUGAUGCAACCCGAAGACAGCGGCUUCUACCAGUGUGCUGCCAAGUUCAACCUGACAGCUUCGGCCCUGAGGCACAUCAACCAAGCGGCGUUCACUGACACUGUUGAACUGCUAGUCACAGAACCAGUUAAGGUGGUAGCUCAGCAGUACACCGUGCUAACUUACCUGGGGGAGACGGCCAACAUUUCGUGGACGAUCACUGGCCGACCUCUGCCCAAAUUGGCGGACAUUCACAUUACCCGAGUUCGUGGUUUGGUGGACAAACAGACACUCCUCUAUGAUGACAGACAUUUGGUCACGUGGAACGUCACUGACUCCCGUACCAUCCACGUGCGGCUGACGAUCCUGCAGAUGACGGUGCUUGACGCCGGCACAUACAUGCUGUUUGCCGGGAGAGGGCCACUGGGAUCAUCAGCCGCUCACGCCAGCGUGUCACUAGAGAGUCUGGAGCAACCCGGGCAGACAUACUCACCAGAAAUAACAAGUGGAACCACAAGCCUGCUGUCGCCCAGCACCAACGGAACUUCUAGGUCCAGGCCAAGAACCACAUCAAGGAGACCCAGCAGCGACACCCCAACAGAAAGCUCGAGCGAACCCGAAGAAACAGAUCCUAGCCUUAUGACUGAACAGCAGAUGAUCUACGUCAUCGCAGGGAUCUUGGCAGGAUUGACCGCGCUGGCCAUAUUCAUAGGCUUGAUGUGUCUCUGGCACAGGAGAUCACAAAAAAAGCACGAAGAGGCGACAUACAUGCGACACAUACACAACUCUUCCCGUCGCCCUGUAGGACCACUCGGGCACAUCAACAAGGGUUACGAAGACAUGCAUAGUUACUCUAACUACAGUGUGCCAUUUGAGGGUAACUACAGCUAUGCCACCCUGGAGGCAGACAAAUAUCACUUCCCCAGGAGCAGACUGAGGUUUAUUGACGAACUGGGGUCGGGCAAAUUCGGACAGAUACUUAUGGCGGAAGCUUUAAAUAUUCUUGGGAAUUCAAAAUGGACGACAGUGGCUGUCAAAAUGGCAAAAGAUUCGGCCACGGAUUUUGAAAAGAAGAUGUCCGUAAUGAGUUGGACAUCAUGAUGGCGAUACCUAGACAUGCUAACGUCGUUACAUUACUGGGAAGCUGUGCCAAAGAAGACCCUAUCCUGAUCAUCAUGGAGUACCUCCCACAUGGUAACCUUCAGGCCUACCUCCGUAAGAGCCGACCCAGCCAUCCUGGCAGUAUGAAGUACAGAACCUUAUCCUCCAGAUCUCUGAAUGCUAAAG